AUGGACCCAGAAGCAGAUAGAUUCGAUUAUUAUGAUACUCUAAACGCGAGUUUCGAUGAGAUUAAAGCAAGCUAUCGCAAACUACUACGGUUGUGGCACCCAGAUAAACAAGGAGGAGACACUGAUGAAGAAAGAGGAGCUGAAGGUGCCCAGGGAAGAGGAUCCGCGUUCACCAAGAUACAAAAGGCAUACGCGGUUCUCUCCGAUCCCGUUCUUAGAAGACAGUAUGAUCUUCAUGGUCAUGACGGGGUAGUAUUCGCUAAUUUGAUCCAAAAUGAACCAAAACAGGAGAUUUCUCAAAUAGAAGAAGAUAUACAUGAGGAACCCGAAGAUACCAUGCACAUGGAUUUGGCAGAAAUGGAUAAAAAGGUUGCAUUUUUGCUGAGGAAAAGACAAAGUAUGAUGUUUAAAGAAUUGCCAUUUCGCCUCAUUACAAACUGUAAAUUUGCGGGAACUUCAGAUAUUUUUGAUCAGAAUUCUCUUUACUUGAAAAAAAAACUUUUUACUCUUCAGUCAGCAUCUGUAGACAAUUUGCUUGAAGUUGCAAUUGAUAAUUAUAGAUUAGGAUGUACUUUGGAUUCUGUCUUACAGAGGGGAACAUUCGGUUCGAUUUUUGGUAGACUUUACGUGUCUAGAGAGUUUUCAAAUGUAGAAUGUGUACUUUCUGUACAGUCCACUGAUUUUCUCUCGUUUGGAAAUGUCAUUUUAACAUGUAAAAAAAGGUUUUCAGAUUUAUUUUGGGGUACUGCAUACCUCAGCAUGGAUGGUGGUAUGCCAUCUUUGCAUGCAGUAUUCCAUAAACGUUUUACGCAAAAACAUUCUAUGGAACUUUCAGUUUUUAACGAACCAAUGUUAACAUACUCUUAUUUACACGCAAAAAAUAAUGCUAAAGUAAAUGUUAAGUGUGCGGCUUCUAUUCACGACGUAGGAGCGUUACUUAGGUGCAAACUCUACAGUAUUUCCGGGAAUGUUAUUGGAGCACUCAUUAAAUCAUCAGUUAUGGAUGGGUUUUCUCUGGAAUGGUUCUUUAGGUUAAAUCUUGGCUAUAAACUUGAAUAUAGACUUUGUCUGAAGAGGGACUCUGUUAUACUUGUCCUUAAGGGUACCAUAAACGGUUCAAAGGUAGCUAUUCCAAUAACUUUGUGCAAAGGGGAUUAUACACAAUCAAUUAUGAUCACUUCACUACUUACUAUUUGCGCUGCGUAUGCGCCAGUACUGCAUCACAUUUGUUCUAAUACCUUAAACAAGGUUUGGAAUACAGAGUCGGAAUAUGAAACACUCAACUUGCGCCGUUCAUUUUAUUCAGAGUUCCCAACAUUCAGAUACUUUUUGGUUACACAAUCCAUACUACAGGAAUCUAUUGAUGACCAGAAAAAACUUGAAAGGGUAGCAGACCAUAUAGCGGAUUUUGAUAACCCGGAUGACUCACCUGGUCUUGAGAUAUCUGUAGUAGCAGCCAUGCAAAACGCUAGAAGCGAGGCUACUGCUAUGCAAUCGCAUGCAAAACAAUGUUUUAAACACGAAGAAGAGAAGGAUGGAUUAGUCAUUCUUUUUGCAAUUUAUGGACAUCCAGAUGUUGUAAAUUGGAUCUCUGAACGAACUGAACCCUUGGAGGAAUCUGAAAUUUAUGAUAGAUUUGUCAUUGAUGUUACGAAUGUUUUAAUGAGCAAGGUCGUGGACUCAAAUCUUUUUAUAUCAUCGCACAGCAAGGAACAAUUGAUUGGAUUUGCUAAUCCAUGCGCAAACAUGCAAGUGGGUCCAGUACUAUUUGUUAGAUACAAGUACCGAAAUAAAGUAGAGACAAUUACCGUCUUAGAUAACGAAGCCAUAAUUUUGCCCUAG
Messenger RNA from Theileria equi strain WA, 1842 nucleotides. RefSeq names its product DnaJ domain containing protein. Gene Ontology annotation, biological process: cristae formation. NCBI's taxonomy places the organism in Eukaryota, Apicomplexa, Aconoidasida, Piroplasmida, Theileriidae. The coding region runs from base 1 to 1842 and encodes 613 amino acids. The transcript is spliced from 5 exons. The record is from RefSeq and is a predicted model, not a curated record.